Molecule: messenger RNA, 4559 nt
Organism: Varanus komodoensis (Komodo dragon)
Lineage: Eukaryota; Metazoa; Chordata; Lepidosauria; Squamata; Varanidae
Gene: NFE2L1
Product: NFE2 like bZIP transcription factor 1
Exons: 8
Coding region: 362-2659 (765 amino acids)
Biological process (GO): regulation of transcription by RNA polymerase II
Cellular component (GO): nucleus
Molecular function (GO): RNA polymerase II cis-regulatory region sequence-specific DNA binding; DNA-binding transcription factor activity, RNA polymerase II-specific
Source: RefSeq, a predicted model, not a curated record
UGUUUGGGCUUGGGACCGGGCACGGGGCAAGGCCGCCCAAAGGUAACAGCGAGUGGCGAACGACGAGGGCUGAAGAGAGAAGUGUAGGGGAUACGAAGACAGCAGCCUCAGCGAGAGUUCAGACGGGACGUUUCUGAUGAAAUCCACAGCAAGCAGUGGAAAGAAACUUUGAACCUUUCCCUGCUUUGCAAUCCUGGAGUCUUAACUCCUCCUUCAGGAAGCUUCUCAGAGCCAGAGGAAGAAGAAGGUGGGGGAAAGAGUGAAGUUGCAGCUGUUCCUGAAGACUUGUCCUAUCUUGUAAUUGGUGUGGGAAACUAGAAAGACUGAAGGAAGUUGCUGCAUGUGGACUCUUUGAAACAAAAUGCUUUCUUUGAAGAAGUACUUCACAGAAGGACUCAUCCAGUUCACCAUUCUCCUCAGCUUGAUUGGUGUAAGGGUGGACGUAGAUACCUACCUGAAUUCGCAUCUUCCUCCUCUGCGGGAGAUCUUUCUGGGUCAGAGCUCAGCUUACACCCAAACACAGUUCCACAACCUGCGGAACACUUUAGAUGGCUAUGUCAUUCAUCCCAAAAGUGUAGACCUGGACUACUAUUUCACAGCUCGCCGGCUCCUUAACCAGGUGAGGGCCCUGGACAGGAUUCAGGUGCCCAGUACUGAAGUCAGUGCCUGGCUGGUACAUCGAGAUCCUGAAGGUUCUGUCUCUGGUGCACAACCCAGUGCAGGCAUUGCCCUUGAGAAUGGCAGUGGUUUGCAAAAUGGAACUGUUCCAGACAAUGUGGUGAGAGAAAAUGGAGCAGAGCAAGGAUUUGGUGAAGAGCUGGAAGACCUAGGUGCGGUGGCUCCUCCAAUGAAUGGUGAUCUAACCAAAGAGGACAUUGAUUUAAUUGACAUCCUGUGGAGACAGGAUAUUGACCUUGGAGCUGGGCGUGAGAUUUUUGACUACAGCCACCGCCAAAAAGAGAACGAAGUGGACAAAGAACCGAGUAAUGGGGAGGAGCAUGGGGAUGGCUGGAGGAGCAGAGGGGGCAACAUUGCUGACAGGGCCUUGCUAGUGGAUGGCGAGACGGGCGAGAGCUUCCCUGCACAGGUGCCUGGGGUUGAAGACCAGACAGCCUUGUCCUUGGAGGAGUGCCUUAGGCUGCUGGAGGCCACAUUUCCUUUUGGGGAGAAUUCAGAGUUUCCAGCUGCAGAUGUCCCCAGUCUAACUGAAGCUCUGCCUACUGAGAGCGGCUCCUCAGUUGUGCCAGACGGGCUCCUGUCUCCCCUUCUGACAGAGACAGAGUUGCCCUUCGAUCUGGAGCAGCAGUGGCAGGACCUUAUGUCUAUCAUGGAAACACAGGGUAUGGAGGUGAACAGCACAGCAGCUGGGGAGACCCUGUACAACAGCACAGGUGGAGACAUCCUGACAGCCAACUACAGCCUUGCCCCAUCCACGCCUAUUAACCAAAAUGUCAGCCUGCAUCAGGCAUCGCUGGGCAGCUGCAGCCAGGACUUCCCUUCCCUGUUCAGUUCUGAGCUUGAGAGCCCUUCAGUGGUUGGCAGCUCGGCUUUGUUGCAGCUGGUUCCUGACAACUCUACUGGCUUCAACACCACAUUUGGCUCCACCAAUCUGAGUGGGAUCUUCUUUCCUCCCCAGCUAAACAGCACUGUAAAUGAUACAUCUGGGCCUGAACUCCCAGAUCCUCUUGGGGGUCUUCUGGAUGAGGCCAUGCUGGAUGAGAUUAGCUUGAUGGACUUGGCUAUUGAAGAAGGCUUUAACCCAGUACAGGCCUCCCGCCUGGAGGAAGAGUUUGAUUCAGACUCAGGGCUCUCGUUGGACUCAAGCCACAGCCCUGCUUCCCUCAGCAGCUCAGAAGCAUCAUCAUCUUCAUCCUCUUCAGCCUCUUCCUCCUUUUCUGAGGAGGGGGCUGUAGGCUACAAUUCAGACUCUGAAAAUGUAGACUUUGAAGAUGCAGAAGGGGCUGUUGGGUAUCAGCCAGAGUACAGCAAAUUCUGUCGAAUGAGCUACCAGAACCCGUCUCAGCUGCAGUACCUGCCUUACCUGGAGCACGUAGGUCACAACCACACCUAUAACAUGGCCCCCAGGACCUUAGACACUGAUGAGCCACAGCCAGCCAGCAUGGGGAAGAAAAGUGCUAAGGAUAAGCAAGCAGACUUCCUAGAUAAGCAGAUGAGCCGAGAUGAACACCGUGCCCGAGCCAUGAAGAUUCCUUUUCCCAAUGAGAAGAUCAUCAACUUGCCUGUGGAGGAAUUCAAUGAACUCCUGUCCAAGUACCAGUUGAGUGAAGCCCAGCUAAGUCUAAUCCGGGACAUCCGGAGGCGGGGUAAAAACAAGAUGGCUGCCCAGAACUGUCGUAAGAGAAAGCUAGAUACUAUCCUCAAUUUGGAACGAGAUGUGGAGGAUUUGCAGAGAGACAAGUCAAAGCUGCUCAGGGAGAAGGUGGAAUUCCUCAGGUCCAUCCGCCAGAUGAAGCAAAAGGUGCAGAGCCUCUACCAGGAGGUGUUUGGUCGCCUCCGUGAUGAGAAUGGCCAGCCCUACUCCCCAAAUCAGUAUGCCCUACAACAUGCCAGUGAUGGCAGUGUCAUCCUAAUACCACGCUCCUUGGCUGAGCAGCAGGGGAGGCGCCAAGAGAGGAAACAGAAAGACAGGAGAAAGUGAAAGAUGAUGAAUGUCUGCAGGGGAGCAUAAAACUUGCUAAAACUACAUCCUGGAGAAGGGCUGAGCCCGGAAGAAUUUGAAGGAACUUUCAUGCCUUCUUAUCCAAUAUAUCUUCUCAAACCAUGAUAGCUGCCAGUCAGUGUAUAGGAGCAGACUGCUGGGCGGGGGGCCUACAAGUCUUGAGAGGCAGAAUAGGAAAGCAUGUUGGGAAAGACCUGUGCCCCCAGCAUCCUGGAACCCAUUGUUGAACGUUGUGGGAGGGGGGAACUAGCUGGCAUACUGUGUGUUGUGGGGGGAGCCUCAGUGGAGGGUAGAAAAUUUGAUUUCUUAAAGCUGGAUUUUUUUUAAAAAGGAAAAAAAGUUAAGCGACUGAGCAGGCUUAAGAGAGUAUUUUAUUUUCCUUUGAACUUCCAAAACAUGGAUAUUUCAGGUAGCUGGUUUGCUUUUUUAGAACCAGUUUUGACAUCAGUUGUGUGCAAUUAGAAAAUACAGCUGAAUCCCACACCUUAGCCAUCAUCCCUUCCUAGAUCUGUGUGCGUGCGUGCGCGUGUGUGUGUAAGUGUAACUACAAGUGGAACACAUGAGAUUGUGUUAUUUUGGUGAAAAGGGAAGGGAUGUUUUCUUAACCCUUUUCAGCUUGAGGGGAAGUGAGAGAUUUCCAUUCAAGGAAUUGACAAGUACACCCUUGAUGGUAGAUUUUGGCUGCCAUAAAUGUUGGGAGGGGGAGACUGCAAAAGAUUAAUAAUAUUACCAUGAUGUGCAUCUCACUAAGCAUGUCACUGCCCACAGUGAGGAACCAGUAUUAAGAUGCAUUAUGUCAAGGUGCAUGUUAAACUGCAUGCUACGAUGCUGUUUUUUCCCACCAAGGGCUUGAGGAUCCUGCUUUGGGUGAAAAGAGGUGGGGCCAGGUGUGAAAAGUGCACCUUCACCUAACUGGGGUUUGCAAGGUGGGAAUCUAGUAUGUGGUCAUCACGUGGUCUAGGUCUACAGCACAAUGGGUUUGCUCCCAUUAAGUGGGCAUGUUGUAUUCAGAGAAUAGCCAUCUACAGCAAACCCCUUUGUUAAUGGGCACUUUGCUUUUCUUUUCUUUUUUUAAGGGCACUGUGCUCCUGUGUUACUUGCCUCUCCCCUUUAGAAUGAACUUAGUAUGCAUGUUGGAAAGAAGGGAGGUGCUUCCCCCAGAUGAACGAAGCUGCUGAAAGUUCUUUUUGCCAUAAAGACUGGAUGUGUUAACUGUGAUUCCACAGCUGGUUUCCCUUCUGUCCUUUCUGUCCUUGGGUGUCAUUCCAACUUCCCCCUUCCCCCCCUCUUUAAAAAAAAAAGGGUGAAGGGUGAGGGUAGUGCCUUGAACACAGCUGGCCUCAAGCUCCGAGGCAAUCCUCGAAGCUGUUAACUUGCAGUAUAGCACAGCUGGGAGUAUUACUGACUUUACCAGCAACUGUUGAGCUAAAUGGCUUUGGUUUUUCCCAGCCAGUCAGUCCUGUGUAUGUGAUGGCAUGUGAGGGUAUAGCACUGAAAUGGGCAUCCUCCAGAGGGUUGUAGGGGUAUGUAGCACUGUUUUAUGUGGUAGAGGGCAAUUUUUGCAGUCGGAUAUUCUGUAUGAUCUUGUUUUCUGAAUGCCAUUUCUUGCAGGGUGGGGUGGGGUGGGGUGGGAAGUAAACUAAUGUUGAGUCUUUCACCUCUCUUGCUCCUGUGAUUUGACAGCAUUAAACUUGAAGCACAAAAUGUGUUGGAGCUGCGGCUGAAUUGCCAGAUGGUUAGGAUGGAGCCCUGAUGUGUGCAUGUGUUAAUUUAUUUUUUCCUUUGAGGUUUUAUUUUGAAUGGUUUCUGUGACCUGUUGGGGGAAGAGAAGAGAGAGAGUGUGUGAGCACAGGACAAAAAUAAAAUGGCUUAUUCACUA